Hemicordylus capensis (graceful crag lizard) is the source of this 13540-nucleotide messenger RNA. RefSeq names its product matrix metallopeptidase 16 (gene MMP16). Gene Ontology annotation, cellular component: extracellular matrix. The transcript has 11 exons. The record is from RefSeq and is a predicted model, not a curated record. The coding region runs from base 460 to 2304 and encodes 614 amino acids. NCBI's taxonomy places the organism in Eukaryota, Metazoa, Chordata, Lepidosauria, Squamata, Cordylidae. Gene Ontology annotation, molecular function: metalloendopeptidase activity; zinc ion binding. Gene Ontology annotation, biological process: collagen catabolic process; skeletal system development; proteolysis.
CCCGGAGCACAGGCUGGCCAGCGGAGGACGCGCGACCAAGGCGGCCAAGGCCUCUGCGCUCAGGAGGAGGGGCGGGAGGAGGAGGCGAAGGAGGCGGAGGACACCAAGAGAGGCAGGCGGCUCGGCUGCUGUGCAAAGGAGGCGCCUGGCAGGAGCUGCAGCUGUACUUGGACGCCACAUUCCCUCCCUUACGGGACCCGUGAUAAGGAUGAGGAAGAGCUGACCCUGCUAAAUGCUGCCGCUGCUCAGUGUCUGGGAGUGAAGGGUCUCCUCCUCCUCCUCCUCCCCGGCUGUAGGUGAACCUGCGUUGAGCGCUUCCUCAGCAACACUGGGGGAAAUUUUGAGUGUGUGUCCUGUUUUUGUUUGGGUUUUCAAAGACGGAGAAGCGAGAGCGAGGGACCGCGGCCGGAGGAGGGGGGGAAAGAGCUCUCUCCUGUCUCCAUUGAAGCACAAUUCACUAUGAUCUUACUCGCCUUCAGCACUGCAAGCCGGGGGGAUUUCGUGCAUCAUUCCAGAGUGUUUUUCUUGCAAGCCUUGCUUUGGAUUUUAUGUGCAACCGGGUGCAGAGCGGAGCAGUAUUUCAAUGUGGAGGUGUGGUUACAAAAGUACGGCUAUCUCCCACCAACUGACCCCAGAAUGUCGGUGUUGCGCACUGCAGAGACAAUGAAAUCUGCUAUAGCUGCUAUGCAGCAGUUCUAUGGCAUUAACAUGACAGGAAAAGUGGACAGGAACACAAUUGAUGAUAUCACCUUAAGCUGGAUGAAGAAACCUCGCUGUGGUGUGCCUGAUCAGACAAGAGGCAACUCCAGAUUUAAUAUUCGUCGAAAGCGAUAUGCUUUAACAGGACAGAAGUGGCAACACAAACAUAUCACUUACAGCAUAAAGAACGUCACUCCAAAAGUAGGAGAUGCUGAAACCCGUAAAGCCAUUCGCCGUGCCUUUGACGUGUGGCAGAAUGUAACCCCUCUGACAUUUGAGGAAGUUCCUUACACUGAACUAGAGAAUGGCAAGAGGGACGUGGAUAUUACAAUCAUUUUUGCAUCAGGUUUUCAUGGAGACAGCUCUCCCUUUGAUGGGGAGGGAGGAUUUUUGGCUCACGCUUACUUUCCUGGGCCAGGAAUUGGGGGAGACACUCAUUUCGACUCUGAUGAGCCAUGGACUUUGGGAAACCCUAAUCAUGAUGGAAAUGAUUUGUUUCUAGUUGCAGUUCAUGAACUGGGUCAUGCCCUUGGUCUGGAGCAUUCGAAUGACCCAACUGCCAUCAUGGCUCCAUUUUACCAGUACAUGGAAACCGACAACUUCAAACUACCUAAUGAUGAUUUACAGGGAAUCCAAAAGAUAUAUGGUCCGCCUGACAAAAUCCCACCACCAACAAGACCUCUGCCAACAGUGCCCCCACAUCGUUCUGUCCCUCCAGCAGAUCCACGGAAGAAUGACAGGCAGCCUAAACCUCCUCGAGUGCCCACAGGAGACAAGCCUUCCUACCCUGGAGCCAAACCCAACAUCUGUGAUGGAAACUUUAACACUCUAGCCAUUCUCCGCCGGGAAAUGUUUGUCUUCAAGGAUCAGUGGUUUUGGCGUGUCAGAAAUAACAGAGUGAUGGAUGGAUACCCCAUGCAGAUUACUUACUUCUGGCGGGGACUGCCGCCAAGCAUCGAUGCAGUUUAUGAAAACAGUGACGGGAAUUUUGUUUUCUUUAAAGGUAACAAGUUUUGGGUCUUCAAGGACACCACUCUCCAACCAGGAUAUCCUCAUGAUUUGAUAACCUUGGGCAGUGGGAUUCCACCUCAUGGUAUUGAUUCAGCAAUUUGGUGGGAGGACGUUGGGAAAACCUACUUCUUCAAAGGAGAUAGGUACUGGAGGUACAGUGAAGAUAUGAGAACUAUGGAUCCUGGUUAUCCAAAGCCAAUCACAAUCUGGAAAGGUAUCCCAGAAUCACCUCAAGGAGCCUUUGUCUACAAAGAGACUGGCUUCACAUAUUUCUACAAAGGCAAAGAAUACUGGAAAUUCAAUAACCAGAUGCUCAGGGUGGAACCUGGGUAUCCCAGAUCCAUCCUCAAGGAUUUUAUGGGUUGUGAUGGACCAGCAGACCGGGACAAAGACCGGCACAGCCCUCAAGAUGAUGUAGACAUUGUCAUCAAACUGGACAACACAGCCAGCACUGUGAAAGCCAUAGCCAUUGUCAUUCCUUGUAUUCUGGCCCUGUGCCUCCUUGUCUUGGUUUACACUGUGUUCCAGUUCAAGAGGAAAGGAACACCCCGCCACAUACUGUACUGCAAACGCUCUAUGCAAGAGUGGGUGUGAUGUAGGGGUAUGUUUUUUCUCUCUCUCCCAGGAGUUUGUGGUAACUUGAGAUUCAACACAAGAGCUGUUAUGCAGUUUCCUAGCUAGGAGCAGGCACCUGUCCGCCUCGACAAGGGCUGAUCUUUAAAACCCAAGGGGCUGCCUGCCCUGCACAUGAGUGAGCGUUCACUCCAGUGGGAAGCUUCCAUCAUACACAGUAUCUGCCGUUUCUCCAGUCCUUUGUCUUUCUUUGUCAUUCGGUUCUAGCCUUUCCUCUGCACGCUUGAUACCCAAUGCAAACUAUCAGGAUUUUCAGUACAGAAGAGGAAAUAUAACAAUAGAGAGAAGAAUCUCCAGUAUCUCUGUGGGGGGUUUUUCAUCCCCUUUAAAGCCUGCUCCCCUUUGAAAGAGUUUUGCGUGAGGUUUUAAAAAGAAAAGAAAGAAAAAUGUAAUCAAUUUUUUUAAAGGGAAAAAAAAAGAUACAGCAACUAUAACACAACAAUCACAAUGGAACUUUCAGGAAGUGUGAAGACCCAAAACAGCUUUGUCUCCAAAGAGGAUUGCUUUCUGUCAGCUAUGGAAAUAGUCCUAUGCUCCUACACAUAAUUUUUGUCGAGUGGGAGACCAGGAUGACACACAGAAAUUCAGACUGUUUGGACAGCCAUUUUCCAACAAACAAGGGGCCAAAAUAUCUGCAAUAUAGUAACAGCCUUAAUGAUACAUUCAUUUUGUGUUUUAUACAGCUGUUUGGAGCUAUGUCCUCAAUGUUUUAAUGCAUUUAUAUUCAUUACUAUAUUCAGAUAGUAUCUUUUUUAUUGGUUGGUUUAGCCUUUUCUUGGUUUCUUGCCUCAUUCUUUGUGUUUGGGUUUUGGGGGUUUUUUUUGUUUUUCCCCAAGCUGCAACAGGCCCACAGCCUCAGGCCUUCCGUAGGUCUGUCAGGAACACUUACUUUGAAACCAUAGCAGAAAGAAGCAAAUCUAAAAGUAGAUUGCAGCAAGUCUGAAAGUAGAUUGCAGUGAACUAAAGUGAUGCUUAAUGUUACAGAGAAACAUAAUGCUAGUAUUCGGUUUAUAUAAUUGGUAACCCUUUGAGAACUAUGGGAUUCAUUUUCAAAAUGUGAGGGCUUGCUAACAUUGGCUGUCCUGAAAUUAUAGGACUGCACUGUGGUAGAACAGGAAAUCUUUGCUUAAAAUGAUUCUAGUCUAAAGGUUGUCCUAUGAUUACAACAUCCCUUUUCCUUCAUAGGUGGUCCAUAAAUCAUAUCAGAUCCGUGGAACCUCUGUCUCCUCCCCUCCCAACACCAUUGCCUCCAUUGCCCUUCUUGUCUGCUUCCAGUGGCCACUUGUACAUUAGUCUUGCUGGCCACAUUUUCUUCUGACACUCUUCAGUAUCAUAAAUGAUACUAAUAUAAACGUGGCAGCAGAGACCAGCUUGCGGCCAGUCACCAAGGUUAGCAGAUACACAGGACAAGGAGUGGGCUGGCCCACCUCACAGUUAGAGUGGUGUGAAAUAAGAGAGGUUUUCUUUCUUCCACUUGGGUGCACUAUUGAUGAUAGUGCACCCAAGUGGAAACAACUUACUAGCUUGUGGGUUCCUUUAUUUUAUUCAUCACUCAGAACAAAGUGGCUACAUUUUGGGGGCAGCUUAGUUUCCUGUUCCUCAGAAGAUGGUGUGCCACAUUCCCUCAGACUCUUCCCCCUCUUCUCCCAUCAGCAUUGACCUCAUGAAUUGGUGGCUCCCAUUGUCCCAUCCUAGAAAUGGAGAGUGCUAAGUAUUAAAGGGGGUUGGGGGGCAGGAGAGGCCACCAUAUGUUAAAAAAACCAGAUAUGCCAGUGGUCAUGGUGGGUGAAAUUGUGUUCAUUAAAAGGCAAGUGGUCUGUCUAGUCAUAUGCUUACAUGGACACACGGCUAGAACAGUAAAACCCAGUGACUGGGAGUAGAGAGUUAGCAGCAACAGAGACUGGAGGCAGACCGUUGUGUUUUUCAGCAAACAGAAAGUAGGAAGAGGCAUCUUUGCUCAUGAUGUGCACCCUCACCUUGCUGUUGCCUCUGUUGGCAGUUUUGCUUUGCUGUUCUUUGAAACCUGUUGACCAGAAAUGGCAGUGGAAUAAUGAGAGCAUACACUACAGGAAAUGAUGCUUCUGUCCUGCAUCUUGAACUCUUAUAAAAAACCGUUGUGUGUCUCCAGCCUGAGAACAUGAGAUUUUUAAUGGGGUCACAGAAGCAAGUCUUGGGGCGGGCCUCUCCUUUUAACCUUUUAAAUUUAGCCCUGUUUGAUUUCUGGGUCCCCCCCGCCCCCGGCACCGAACUAUACUGCGUAUUCAUUGAAGUUGCCAAACACAUGCAGUUGUAGUUAACAGUUUCAAUGUGAGCUAGAAAGCAACAACUCUGACAUUGUAUGGGUGCUGAUUUUUUAAUGUAUUGCCCAUUGGGUGUUUGCCUUAGUUCUCAAAGGGUCGACGAGGCCUCUGGCAUUGAGCUGUGCAUUAAGUCACAUUAAGGGACCACCAAAGCAUUGUGUGAUCAUGUGUAAUCUUGUGCUAAUAGCAGUAUUGUCAUUUUCAUGUGACCUGCAGAGCAGGUUAUGUAUCAAUAUUUUUUUCCUAGAGAAAAGUCAGCAACUGACAGACCUCUUUUAUUGAUUUUAGGAGCUGCUUCUUGCAGUGACAGGCUUUUGACAGUCACUGGGCUGUGAACUUAUUAAAGGUGUCCAGAAAGAAUGCACCCCACAAGUCAGAUGCCUGGCUUUGUAUGAAAGCUAGGAUUCCAGGGGAGUAGCUUUUGAAACAAUGAAUAGCUUGCCUUGAACUCUUAUUGAUCUGUUGACCGUCAUUACUGAGUUAAGCAUUGUCUUCUGUGAAAAACCCUUUGCUGUCUGAAUUUCCUUAACGUGUACUGUUUGAUGUCUUUGCUCUUUGACCUUUAACUUGCAAACUGGCACAAUCUCAAUGGGACAUCUGGUGUUGCUGAUCCAUUUGGAUUCGGACUGGGCUUCUUACAAAAAAGGCCUCUUAUACAUUGUCCAAACAUUCACCUGUUUUGUUAGGGAAGGACAGCGGGUGCAAUACCUGGGAAAUCCACUCCACAAGCCCCAUGGAAAUAAAUAGGCAUCACAUGGCAGUGCUCUUGCACAGCUCCCAUUUAUUUCAUUGGGGAUUGUGCAGGACAGUUUCCCAAUUGCAUGUGCCUGGUAUUUGGCACAUGCAAAUCUUAGAUGGAACGGUUGCUAUGUAUACAUGCACGCUCUAAAAAUGAACUGCGGUAGAAGUGAAUUUCUAUUUAAUUUCAGUGCAAUUUUCUGUAUUAAACCAGUCCUUUUUACAAAUAAAUGAUGACGUUCUAAAACAAGCAAACAAAAAUGCGAAAAUACUUGAAAAGGGCCAUCAUUGGCUUUUACGUAAAAGAUUUUUUAUACUAGACUCAGACAGUUUCUUACUGAUUUCCUAGUCCAUGUUACUGAAUCAUUUUUUAGAGAGUGUAAGUAUAUAUGCAUAUUAUUUUUUGGUAAUGAAUAGCUCGACUGCAUUGAAUUUAUAUUUAUAUUGAGCAUAGCAUGACUAUUAGUAUGCCUUUUUAGUCAAUUAAACAUGAUUUGGGGUUUGGUUUUAAAUUGGGGGUUUAUUUUACAGUCACGUGAGGCAUGCUAUAUAGGAUUUGUGGGGGGGGUCCUUGGGCAUAAUCAGCUAUAUGGGCGGAUAACAAAAAUGAGGAAGGGGUUGCUUUAUAGCACAUAUGCAGUGCAGAUGGCAUUUUGAAGGUAUGUCUUGUAGGUACUUUAUGCAGUAUGCUAAAGGUUGCACCACUAUGAGACCAUUGCAUUACUCUGGUAUAUCAGUUUCAGUUGUUGCUACAGCUACGCAGCCAUUGACAACAGCUGCAAACAUACAUGUUAAUCCCCUCCCCGUUUGAAAAUACCAUGCCUACUAGCCAGAAAAAUCACUAGGUAUUUACAAUAUUGUUUCAGGCAGAAAACUGAAAAUUAUACUCUGCUAUAGGCAAAAAAGGCCUAUCCUUCUAUCCUAGUGCUCUCUUUUGAAUAACAAACGAAAGCAAAACUUGUUAACCUGCAUUGGCUGGUCUUUUGUGUUGUUGGUUUUUACAAUAACCAAUAGAUGUAUGUAUUACUGAGAGAUUCCAAAAUAUGGUGAGUGUUGACAUUCACCUGUGAGCACUGACAAUCCCAGGCAGCUUUUAGGACUGUCCCAAAACUCCAAAAAGAGGCACCAGUGAGUGUUGCCAGCCAGCUAAAUGUAAUUGCCAGCAGUUUGCUGGCAUAUGCCUGAAAGGUGGAGAAAUAGAUAUCUACUUUGUGGAGGACACUCAUGCGGUUUAACUAGGAAUUACUUUAAAAUGCCAAUAUUCACUACCUUUUAGAGCCUCACUGUAACAUAUGUAUUAACAUGAGUACAGGGCAGCAACUUCAUCAUCCUCCCCCAACCCCGCCAUUCCCUUGAAAAUUGUGCAUCCCUUUCAAAGGUUGUCUCAUGGCAGCUUUUCAUUUUAAUACAGUUAUUUCCUGGAAAACAAUGAAGGAGCUGAGCAUGCUGCUGGUUUCUCUUUUUAUAAGGUAACUCAAAUGUUUAUAUUUGGAAAAUUUAACAUACAGUAAUUAUGCAGGAAGGUAAGAGUGAUCAUGUGUAGUGCUUGAUAUAAGGUACAUCAUGGUUAUGUGAAUGCUUAAUAACGUGAUCUAUUUAAAAGUGCAUUUAUAUAUUAUAUACUGAGAGAGAGUGACUUGAAAACUAAUGUUUUGGCAUGCUUUUGCCCAGCAAGUCAAGGUGUGUCAGCUUUUCUAUUACAAAUGUCUAUUUUAUGGAGCAAUCAUGUGAUAAUUCUGACACAGGACCUUGUAGCCCAUUCAAGCUAAUUUUGGAAGUGUGUGUGUGUAUGUGUGUGUCUUUAACCACAGGAGUUCAAAAAUAAGGGAGAGAACUUACCAAUUUAGAUGUUUUCCUGUCAGUAAAACAACACAACAAAACACAGUCACAAUGGACCAGGUGUUAAUCACUUAUCUUUUUUUCCUCAAACGUUGGGGAAAGAGUUUCUUCCAACUCAUUUUUAGAAAGGCUGUUUAUUUCACUAAACUUUGGUUGGGGGCCUUAAUGGAAUAUUGAGUUUUAGCAUUUACAAAAAAGGAAUGAAAAAACUCAUUUUGAAUAAAUGGCACACAUGCAUGUGCACAAGUAUAUUUCCUAGAAUUGUUAAUACAAGCCAGGAAAUGUCUUGUGGUUCCUUAAAGACUAACAAAUGUAUUGUGGCAAGAGGUUUUGUAGGAAAGAGCCUAUUUUAGAUGCAUGGGUUCAAAGGGAAGGCACAGUUACUGUACACCGCCCAGAGCCUCUGGAUGAGGCGGUUUAUAAAUGAAAAUAAAUAAAUAAAUAAAUAAAUAAAUAAAUAAAUAAAUAAAUAAAUAAAAUGGGUAUAUAUCUGCAUUAAAUGGGUUUAGUAGAAAAAGAUGUUGAUAACCACAUCUGUAUACAAGUUGUCACAGUCCACAUUGUAGAUCAGUGCAAUGCAAAAAUACUGAUGUCAUCACUCUGUUACAGUUUUAUCAAGAAAGUUCUGGUAUGUGGUGUAAAUUGAUAAAUAGCACAAUAGUAUUUGCCGUGAAAUGGAGGAAAAUGUUUGAGUUAAUCAUUUCUCAGGAAAAGAGAAGGAUGUAAACACUUCAGUAUAUAAUUUGCUUGAAAGGCUGAACUAGAAGGAAUGUUAUCUUGCUCCAAAGGAACCCUUACAAGUCUCCCUGAUUAUUUUAAGGUGUAGGGAGGGUUUUAAGAAGCGUAAAAAUGCAGUCAAAAUAGCGAGGGAGUGUGUGUCAAACACACUGACCAGCGCAAUCAAAUUUUGUGUUGAAACUCCCCAUGUCUAAGAUAGUUAUGGAAUUGGGUAAGGGACCAUUCACACUGGCAUAGUCUCACUGAAAUAUUCAAGUACAGAGAUCUGUGAACCUGUAUAAUGUCUCUUUCUCCUCUUGAUCUAUCCAGACCAGAAUCAUGCAGCCUUAUCCUUUGCAUGUUUAUUUGGAAGUAAGUCCCAUUGUGUUAAAAGGUGCUUAUUCCUCAGUACGUGUGCAUAGAACUGCAGCCUUAAUAACAGUGGCCCAUUAUGUUCUGCAGUGUGAUGUAGGUAGUUCUGAGCCUCCCUCACUGUUGUGGCAUCCUAAGGAACCACCAACAGUCUUGCACUUUUGUGGAAAAGCACAGAUACUUAAAAGUAGUGCUCCCAGAGUGUGAGGGAAAGCACAAGUCCGCUGGCAGUUCCUUAGGAGCCCUCAGCAUUAUAGGUGCCUCGGAACCACCUGCAUCGCCCUGUUGAACAUGUGGGCCACUAUCUGUGGUCUUCAGGCUAUUUCCUCUUUAACACUUCCACUGCAUUUGAAAGUAGCAGCUACAAUAUAGCGCCUCGUGCAUAAUUUUCUUUAGGUGGAUCUGUUUGUUUCCUGGUGCCAUAGUACUAAUGAUAAUACAAGGUCAGUUUUGCUUCUUAACAAAGCAGGGCUCGUAUUCUGGCUUGUUGGUAAGAACCUGGUACAUGCAGGUACACCUUUGAGUAAGGCCCCAACACUAAUCAUCUUACUAUACUAGACACAUGAAAAAUAUUGGCUUAAGUCCAAAGGUUCUUCUGCAUCAAUAGAAGUGUCUUCCAUUUGUGCAAGGUGACUCCUUCCCAUUUGUGCUAAUUCCUUCUGCUGCUGUAGCUCCACAUGCUGUAUCUCAUGCUAUUUUGAAAAGGUACCCAACCUUCAGUAGUGACUUCCAGGGUGCACAGGGAACUGGAGAGGAUGGUGAAAGAGCCUCAUGGGGUGAUUACAACGAAAAUUACACAGUGUCCAGGAUUUUGGAUAGGCUUAGGGUUUCAUUUAGGAACCAUACACCUUUUUGUUAAAGGGAGGUGGGGGCAGGAUGAGCUAGAAAAUGACUGGAAAGAGGAAAAAAUAACCUUAAUGGAACAGGGAAAGGUGUGUGGAGCGCAUAUAUCAUGCAGCAGAGAUGAAUGAGUUUCCUUUUUGCAUGAAAUCAUGGAAAGGGGACAACCAUUUUUGUGUGGUUUUUGCCUUUCGGGUAAUAUAUAAAAUGAUGAUUCUCGGACACUUAAUAAUUCUUAGAGAUUAGUGAUGUCCAGUACCUUUCUUGAUUGAUUAGAUUAAGCAUAGGUGACAACUAAGAAAAAUAAUGCUGUGACAGAUUUGGACAACUAUCACAAUACCAUUCCCUCAUCUGCUAAUUAUCUUACUGAUUAUUGUCAAACUAGCUCUAACCUAGAAAACCUAAUACCUCGACAACACAAUAUUGUACUUUUUUGUUUGUACUCAAGCACAUUUAAAUCUCCUUCGCUUCCGUUGUCUGUUGAAAUAAAUGGGACCCAAAAGUGCUUAACUUUGGUCCGACAUUGCUCCAUGUUUCCCACACUGUUGACUUCUUGUAAAGUCUGUCAUCAAAUAAGAAAAGAAAAGACCAUAUUACAGUACUUAUAUAAUUGUUCAGUACAGGGAUUAAAGGUUAUUCUCAAAUUCUUUUUGCAUUGGAGAUGGAUGUACAGUUAUCUGCCUCUUACCUGUUUUGUUAUAUGAAAAAUGAAGCUUCCAGCAGGGCAAAGUGUAUAAAAAGAACCCAGUGAUACUGCCUAGUCUACAAGAAGGCAUCCUACAGACAAAGCCACAACCCAGAUAAACUGGAAUCCAGACUUGACAAUAAAUUUAGUAGGAAAGAUUCAGUUAACUAGAAUGCAAACACUUUUCAACUCAUUUGUAAACUGGACAUUUUACUUGACUCCCUGCAACCUUUUUGUCACCUAAUAAAAGUAAAGAUAAAAUGUGCCGUCAAGUCGAUUUUGACUUCUGGGGAUUAAACUCACUCCAAACGAAUGUUUGUGUGCUUUCUUUCUCCUGUGUGCAUUUGCCUGUGUUGCAACGCUGCUUACUUGUUGCUCAGCUUCAGCGGCCUCUGCAUAUUGAACUAGCAUUUUUGCUCUUUGUAUUCACAGAUUGGCUUGUAGAACAUCAAGCCCACAGGUGGUAGGCAUGUCUUUGGCUUGCAAUCUCAUUGCAACCAAAUGAAAAUAUAUUGUACCACCAGAAACUAUUAUCUUACAUUAGUGCAUUUGGAUACCACAGAGGAUUCCCCUCCCUCCAAGAUGAUGUUAAAGGCAGUGCUGUAUUAGCCUGGCUUCAUUUUCUGUUGGCUGAGCAUUGCAAUGAGCUUUACAGAGGACUGACAACAUUAGCAUUCUUUUGCACAGGUGCCUUUCAUUUUUGAGCACAAAAUAUGUCAGCUGCUGAUCGCUUCUUCUCAUCUGGUCUGCUGCCCAAUUGUUUGCUGCCUUGUAGACACUCCCCACAGAUGAUGCUGGGCUCAGCCUACAAACUUCAUCCUUCACAGACUGUAGGAAUCACUUUGGCAUCAUCACAACUGAGCUCAGGCUUGCCCUGCUACUUUGCCCAGCAGGUACAGACUUGUCUUGGCAUGACAAGAUGGUCUCCCUGUGCUAUUGAGUCACUCUUGUUAUUUAAUCCAUAUGCUGCCAGUCCCUCCAGCUAAAUAAUGCAUCUCUAUAAACCAUACUGAGUCUGUAGCAUCUGCUGCAUGUUUACAGUCUUUGAGCACUGAGAGUUUUGUAGACCUACAGGGGCAGGCUUCAAAUCUUUCUGCAUUAACUGUUUAUUAUAGGGAAUGUAAAUGGGAGUUGGGUACAGGAACUACUAAGAGUUGGCCUAUUUGUUUCUUGACCAUCUAAUAAUAGUUUCUAAUUUUUGUAAUUUCGAUUACAGUCGCAAUUUCAGAAGGAGAUGGACAUAUUUUCCUAUAGGAAUGGGAAUACAAUAUUUCCCUGCUAGCCAUUCUUCAAAAUUGAAUAUUGGUCUAGUUGCUGUCAUUUUGCUCACAGUAUCCCCAAGAUCUUGAUUGUUUCCACAGGGAUUACUAGAUGUUUUGUUUUCAGGAAAUACUUCUUAUUUUUAUCCCACGGCUGCCAAAAAUCAGGGAGACGCUUAUUUCCCCAGUGCUUUUUACAGAAUCCCCACCCCAUCCCCCCCCACACACCUGACCCCUUGCAUUCCUACAACUGGUCUUUGCAUAGGUGUAUGCUUGCUUUCCUCUACUUCUUAGGACCUGAUCCAACCUUCCUAGUGAGAGUAAUAAAUUCUCAACUGCCAUCUGUUUAUAAGGGAGAGGUCACUUUGGGAGGAGCCAAUUUGGAGCUAAGUAGCAGUGGCAGAGUGCUUAACCCUAUCGACAUUGCUUCUUUGUUGUAAAUGGAGCCCAUGCAAAUUACUUUAUCUCUUACAUUUCAAACACAUUUACUCUAAACAAUGCAUGUUUGCACCCCUCCCUACAGGGAGACAAGGGGCUGGAGGUGGACAAUUUGGAGAGGAGAUGUGACAGAAAGUGUUUUGUUCUCCUAUCUCCCUACUUGCUUUUCUCUUCCAAAUCACCUCACAAAGUGGCUUUUCUCUGUUAAAAAAACAGUGCUCAGGAUUUUGAAACACAUGUUUAUAUGUAACAUUUGGUUAGGUCAUUAGGCACAGGAUGCAAUCAAGAACUUUGAAGGUCAAGUGGAAUUUUGUUUUUAGUUUCAAUAGUUUAUUGCACCCUUAUCCAUUUAUUUAAAAGGGUGACUCAACUGGGUACCAGCAAUUUGAUACGGAGAGCAAUCCAUAAGAACAUAAAGCAUGUGUUAAAUUUAUUACAUUUAGUGCAAGUUAAAUGCACUCUGUGCAGGAAUUGUACCUGCUGUGAUUAAGAUGUGCUAACAUGAGAUAAAGACCAGUGUUCUGGUACAGCCUGAUUGUUUCCCUAUGCUAACUGGUUGCAGGAACUCAAUUCCAUUUUCCCCAUUUCGUAGACAAAGGUCAUUUCCCCCCUCCACACAUUCAACAUUUACAAUGUAAACUUUGAGUUGUGUACUUUCAACCAUUUUGACAUUUUUGUAGCCCUACAAACAAGCCAGAAUGGGAACCUUGUGGGUUUUAAGGAGGUACAUGACACCAUUCUCACCACAGGCCACAAUAUUCCUACCUACCGGCGUCUGCAACAACUCUAACAAUAUAGACUGAUAUGUGAACCCACAGCAUGAGAUAGAUCAAACUUUUAAGUUGCAUGUGCUUAUGCUCUUUCCCUGUGUGUUCCCUACACAGUCAAUGCUGGAGUUUUGUUCAGUGCAGUGAGCAGGAGCGGCUCAUCCUAAUGAGCUGGCGGGGGGAGCAUCAAUGAGCUGGAUGUGUGUGCAAAGGCGGUACAGUUGCCUCUCCUUCCCAGACCUCUGUUUACUCCUCUCUCUCUGCUGGUCUAUGACCAUAACAAUAAACUAACUCCUCUUUCUCCCGCCCUGCCCCAGCAUUAAUGAGUCACACUGCCUGCAGGCUGGCCAUGCAGCUCCUGGCAGUGAGUAAACAAAAAGACAAAAGGAGCAUGUACCUACAUCCUAAUUUCUCUUCCACUUGUUAAAAAAAUCAUUUUAUUCCAUGGCUCCCAUAGCAUUCUCUGCAUUAGUAUUUUUUUAAAUAAAUAAAUAAAUGUUAUUCUUUCUUUCAAGUAGUUUCUAUGGACAAACACAAAGUUUCUUUGUGUGCAAAAGCAAGGCUGAUUAAUGGUGCUAAAGUGUAUAAUGACUGUCAGAUAUAAUCAGGCAAAAUUUUGUGGUGCUUCGACAGAUAUGUUUUCAUUGAUUUUUUUUUUUUUGCGUUGAUCAAUGCAUUUAACAGUGUUUUAUUAUACACACAUACUUUUUAUUAGUAAACCAAGGCCUCAUAGUGCACUGUUGAAUAAAUAAAAAAUGGGUUAAUUAAUCUGUGUACCAGCUCACCAAGCUAUUAUCGUUUAACUCCUUAUAACAUUGCGUAAUUAAAGGUCAAGGGGUCAUGAUAUUAAUCUCAUUGUUGCCGAUCAUUUACAUGAUGGGACAUUUUCCAACCAAGUACUUAUGUUUACAAUUCUAUAAUAACCCUUUGACUGCUGCGGCAACCUUUAACCACAAAAUAAAAAUGUCACAUGCUAGAAUCUUCUUUUUGGUUCUUGUCCUAGCAAUCAAAGAGUUAAGGGCUGUGCAGUGAUUUAUUUUCUAUUUAUUAAUUUCUAUUUAUUUUUUGUUUUCAUUUGAGGAGGGGGGUUGGGGUGGGGCAGUUCUUGUCUGCUGUAAGUGUCUUAACCAAGGGAAGGGUUAAAAUGGCUUUUUUCUACUAUCUUAUGUACUUACCAUCAUUUCAUUGUGUUGUAAUUAAAAAAACAACAACCUGUCAAUAAACAAGAAAGCAGAAAAAGUG